AUGCCCGCGAUGGAGCCGGCCAGCCUGCUGCGGUUCCUGCGGAAGCUCAAGGAGGUUUUCGAUGUGUGCGAUGAGGAUGCGGACGGGUUCAUCCGAGUGGAGCACUUCGUCGCCCUGGGGCUGCAGUUCGGCCAGGGGGAUGAGGUGGAAAAACUGGCAAAGUACUUGGACCCGAAUGAUUUGGGAAGAAUCAAUUUUAAGGACUUCUGUCACGGAGUUUUUGCUAUCAAAGGCUGUGAAGAGUUACUAAAAGAUGUCCUGUCUCCUGAAAACUCUGAGCCCCAGCACUACCAGCCACAAUAUGUUGAUUACUAUUACCAGGGCGGUGAAAUCCAGGACUGUGCCUACCUGGACAGCGAAAGCACCUACAGCGAGUCGGAGCUGUUUCCUGAUGAGGACGCGAUGACUCUGGCACAGCAGGAGGUUCACCAUGAGUCUGACAUGGAUAGUGCCAUUGAGAGCGCCCAGAGCUCCGAGGCCUCGGACGUCUGUCGCAGCGAGGACAAGGACGGCGUGCUCGGUGGCCUCUUCCUGCCCGGUGACAAGUCAAGUCCUCACAACCCUUCUGCAGCAUCUGACCUCUCCACUUAUUCCACCGCCUCCCUGAUCAGUAAUGAAGAACAGUUUGAAGACUAUGGGGAAGGAGAUGAUGUCGAUUUUACUCCCAGUAGCCCAUGUCCUGAUGAUGAGACCAGAACCAACGCCUACUCUGACCUUGGCUCAUCUGUAUCUUCCAGUGCUGGCCAAACCCCCCGAAAAAUGAGACAUGUUUAUAACAGCGAGUUACUGGAUGUUUACUGCUCACAGUGCUGCAAAAAGAUAAAUCUCCUCAACGAUUUGGAAGCCAGGCUGAAAAACUUGAAAGCAAACAGCCCUAACAGGAAAAUAUCAAGCACAGCUUUUGGAAGACAACUCUUCCACAACAGUAACUUCAGCAGCAGUAAUGGCAGCACAGAAGACUUGUUCAGAGACAGUAUAGACUCCUGUGAUAAUGAUAUCACUGAAAAGGUAACGUACCUAGAGAAGAAGGUGACAGAACUGGAGAACGAUAGCCUGACAAAUGGUGACCUGAAGAGCAAACUGAAACAAGAGAACACACAGCUGGUUCACAGAGUUCAUGAGCUAGAGGAAUUACUGAAAGACCAAGAAACUUCAGCAGAACAGACUCUGGAAGAAGAGAUAAAGAGACAUAGAGAAGCUUACAGCAAGUAUGAAAAAGAGAAAGGCACUGAAAUUGAACUGCUAAAUACAAGGGUUCAGCAACUGGAAGAAGAAAAUGGUGAUCUGAAAAGCACUGUCACACGGCUGAAAUCCCAAACAGAGAGAUUGGAUGAGGAGAGGCAGCGCAUGUCAGAUAGACUGGAGGACACAAGUCUGCGACUGAAGGAUGAGAUGGAUUUGUACAAGAGGAUGAUGGACAAGCUGCGGCAGAACAGGCUGGAAUUCAACAAGGAGAGGGAAGCCACACAGGAGCUCAUCGAAGACCUGCGGAAGGAGCUGGAGCACCUGCAGCUCUACAAGCUGGAAUGUGAACGUCCUGGACGCGGGAGAAGCUCUUCCUCCAGCCUGAGUGAAUUCAAUGCCAAAACCAGAGAGGUGGAAAUGGAGCAUGAAAUAAAACGGCUGAAGCAGGAGAAUCAGAAACUUCGUGACCAAAAUGAUGAUCUUAAUGGACAGAUUCUAAGCCUCAGUCUUUAUGAAGCUAAAAAUCUCUUUGCAACGCAAACAAAAGCCCAGUCACUGGCUGCUGAAAUCGAUUCUGCAUCGAGAGAUGAGCUCAUGGAAGCCCUCAAAGAACAGGAAGAGAUAAAUUACAGAUUGCGACAGUAUAUGGACAAGAUAAUUUUGGCAAUCCUGGACCACAAUCCAUCUAUCUUGGAAAUAAAGAAUUGAAGAGAAUAUGAGAAGGAAAAGCAGCAACUGCCUGAUAUUUCUGCACAUGCCACUGGAUCUGAGCAGCACUCUGAUACUGUAAAUGAAUCUAUAAAUUAUAUAAUACACACUAGGUGUGAGUGUGGGUGCACGGGUGUGUUUAUAUGAUGUUUGGUACACUGUUAUUUGUCAUUGAAUUGGCUUGGUUAGACUUUUUCCAUGCACUUUCAAUACCUGUGAUGAGAUGGAUACUGUAUAUUAAUGUAAUAACAAUAUAACUGGAUCAUGCUGUUUUAGAUACUGGACAAAAUGACUCUACCUCUAGUUGUAAAGGUAAAAAUAGACAAUGGAAACAUAUGGAUGUGGCCCUAACUUUAGGAGCAAGAAUGUUUUUCUUUGUUCUUCCCAGAAUUUGGGUACCACCAGCCAAUUGACAUACCCAGGUUCAGUUCCUGACUGGUGCUGACUGUGUAAUUUCCUAUUUGAUUUAGUUUUAGUACUUAAACCACACAUCAGAUUAAAAAAAAACCAAACAAAAACACAACAAAAACCCACAAAAUUUGGGAAAAGACACAAAGUAAAUGGGAAGGAAAGGAAGAUACUGCAGAGUUUUUGCUGCUUAUGAAAAAUCACCAUCCAUUUGUUUGCCACUGUCAACACAAAGUGUUUUUCAUGUAAGAUCACUUUGGAGCCUGCUUUCAGAUGCUCUGAGCCUGCUCUCUAUCUAGUGUGUGUGCAUGUGUGUUUUUUUAUGCCAGGGUUCCUGUAGCAUUGAGGCAAAGAGGUUUCAAAUCUGUUCCCCUAUUUUCAGGGGUAUAUUAUGGGCCAUUAAGAUGAAUUCUGGGAUUCUUCCCCUUCCCCUCACCCUGAUUUUAAAGAUUUCACUGAAGGAACACAUUCCAGUUCUUAAAAAAAAAAAAAAAAGAAAAAAGAAACAGAACAAAAAAUAUUUGCAUGAAAUAUCUCACCUUAGGGGGAGGAGGAGGACCAGCCCUCGACAUGACGUGCUGAGUUGCUUUCCCACCCCAGACAGCUGCACUCCUUUGAGAAUGGCAUUUUCUGGGUAGGCUGUGCAGAGGAACAGCUGGUUCCUGGCGCAGCAGUGGAGGACAGUCUGAUACAGAGUGGCUUCUACCUAUGGGGCAGGAAAAAGAAAAAGCUUCAUCUUGCAGGAGUUGCCAGUCCAGACUGAGCACACACGUGCAUAUCCAAAGCUCUGAGUAGGGAGCACAUCCCAAUUUAGAUGAGCAGUUGUGCAGGUGCUUAACUUUAAGCGUGUGCUGCAUCUGCUCAUGGAUGUCAGUGGGACAGAACAUUAAGCUUUAAAGCUGAGCCUAUGCUUAAAUGCUGCCUUAAAUAGGGGUGACUUCAACAUGUGCCUGUGUUCUCCAGAGCUGGAUCUAUACUGUAGGGCUAGGAUGUUUUUAAUUAAUAAUGUAGCUUAUAUAAGGAGCUUAUGGAAUUGUUUGGAUAGUUGAAUGCUAAAAGUAAAUUUUAUUCCAUGCACUUUUUUUAAAAGUAAAAAUUUCACACUUUUGAUUCACACCAACUGGCACAGAAAAAUCAGCCGGAGUAUCUGGCUUUCCCCAGUGCAUAGAGAUGUUUCCUCUAUUGAAUACACUUCCCAGAAGAAUGUUACAGUAGCAAUGACUGUGCUUUUCUGUGUAUUUCUUGCUGUUGGCAGUGUCUUGCCCCUAGUAUUCUCUUGAUGUAUCUCGGUAUGUAUAUGUGAUGCAUUUUUCCUGAAUUUGAAUACAUAAAACUGUAUUCAUUUAGGGAUGUAAAUAUAUAUUUUUUUUCUGCAAUCUCUGUGCUCUUGCCUUCAGUGAUGUGUUACUGGAGUGAUGGGAAGCAGGGGAUGUACUGAAGUCAGGCUUUCUUGAAGGCAAGAAAAUAAAACCAGUUUGUUUCUAUGUAUCUGCAUAGGCAGGUGUAAAGUAAGUGGAAAGAGAGAGGAACCAGAGGAAUGACUGAGGGACACAACACCCCGGUGCACAAAGGUUGCAGUGCUCUGGGAGAAAUGGGACGCUCUGGUUCAAACAGUCAUGUCACAGGGCUGGCUUCCUGAGGCUCUGGAGUAAUCUGGAGGAUUUAAAGACCACUCCUUUGCCACCUGGGAAUGGUGUAGGAUGCAACACUGCAGCAGCUUCUGCUUGUUUAGAAAGUAGGUGGAACCCCAUGGAAACCCCACACAUCCACCUUUCCCACCUGCUGCUGCUUCUGGAUGUGCUGCCCAGAAGGUGGGAGAGAAACAGUUCAGCGAGCUCGGUGCUUCCUGCCUGCAGGACUCCUCACUUGCACUUUAGUGAUGGCAUUUCCCUUUGCCUGGUGCUGUUUGUGGGUAGUGCCAGAGACUUUAUUCUUUUUGCAGGCCACAGAGAACUCUUCUACACUGUCAGGAGGCUGUUGCAAACCUGUUGUGACCAGCAGGGCUGGGUGACACAGCAGCCCUGCUUCUGGAGCUGACUGUGUUGCACUGCUGUCCUGCUCUCAGGCAGUGGAUUUCAGUUAGAGUGAAGCUGUUGCAUCUGAGGCUGGUGACUGAAUGUUUUCCCCUAAUUAUUUUUAAGUAAACUGGACUCGGCUUCAAAAUUUCUAUGAUCUAAAGCCCAUUCCCAUUAGGCUGGAACAUCAGCAAAUGUUGAGGACUGUUGCACUGGAAGCAAAGCUUGUAGACUUGAACAGAAGACGUUACUAUAAUGAGAGCCAAGUUUUUUGCAAUUUCUGUGAUUAUUAUAUGUAGGAGGUGAACAGUCACUAGUAGUGACAUGUAGUCACCGAAUCUGGCUGAUAUCCCAAAAGGAAUGUUCUAGCCAAGGUUACUCAGCAGUGGAAAUGUCUUAAAACUUGCAGGACUUCUUGUUCAGCUCUGUACCCAGUUGUGUGAGUAUUUAGAAACUCUUCCUUGCUCCAGUGUUUGCAUUUGAAGAGAUGUCUUACCACCAUGUUGGUGGUGUUUGUAGCUGUGUUUUAUUGUGUAAAGGAGGUGUCCUUCUGCUCCUGUGGGGCCCUUGGUGUGAUACUGCCAUCUGUUACUGUGGAAGUCAUAUCCAGAUAAUUACUGUGUUUGACAAAUAAUGUGAGUUGGAGGUGGGAGAGGCAUUUCACUGGCAGAUAUAUUUUCCUCUAAGGUAUCCACCUCUAAAAAUACUAAUUAGCAAUUGCAUUCUUAGACUGAGUAACUGCAGAUAUUAGACCAACUCAUCUUGCAACUCAAGCCCUGGAGAACCCUUUUAUCCCAGAAAAGAAGUCUGUGUUUUAUGACAUACAGGUAAUUUGGUAAUAAAGGAUCACUUGAUGGCUCACUGGGGCAGGGAGAAGAGUAAUCUGAUAGCAGUGUUGCAGAGAGUGCAUAUUUUGAUCAAGUGUCAGGCACUGGCAGAACAGACAGGAGAUAGUGUCUCCCCAUUUGCAACAACUUUGCUGUCUGUUCUCUGAUAAAUUUCUUACUUCUUUGCUGUGGACAUCCUUUGUGCUCUCAGGCUGGCCAGGAAAGUACAGCCUGCCUCUGUCAGUGUUACUGUUGGUGGAACAAGGGCCUCCCUUCCCUGGGUAGAUCACUUCAGACACAGAAAUGGGGUAUCAUCUCCUUCUAGCAAUACACAGAUGCAGUAAACACUCCAGUGUCAAACCCAAGGUUAUAUUUAACCUUUGGGAAAGCACACAGUCCCAGUUACUGUCUCCUGAUCUGUUCCUUGGUUCAUUUGACCUUAGAUUCUGAAAAGCUAAAUGAUAUUCUGGUCAAACCUGUUGCAAACCACUACAGGUAUUUCUGGACAGUGGAAAAAAAAAAAGACUGGCUUUUGGCUAGAAGCUGCCCUUGGUCAGGCUAAUUCUACACAAGGUUCUGCAGAAAAAUAACCUCUUUCAAAACUUGCACUUAAAGAGUACCUGAAAUGUAGUCUCUCACAAUUUUUCUGGUAUUGGCUGCUUCCCUCCAGACUUCAGUCUUCAGCUGCUGCCUAGUUUUCAUUUCAGAAUGAUGCUGAUUCAAAACCGCUUUGAUAUCAAAAGACGAUUUUUCAGCUUUUUGAAUGGCUUCUAUUUAAGACUGAAGCUGUUAAAGAAUUUUUCUUUAAGUGCAACAUUGAUGAACUGUAACUAUCCCAUCUAUUUUUAAGGAAUUUUAAAUAUGCAAAUAUGUAGGAAGUUUCAAAGAAACCCAGCAUCCAACAGAACUUUUGUUGCCAACUUUCCUUUCACGGUCUUUGGGAAAAAUUCAGAUAGUUCUCAGCCAGCUCUGUAGGGAGUUGAGCACAGCAUUAUUAAUUCUCAAAGAUGUGUAUCAACAAAUAUUUUGCUGUCUGAGUGCAGCAAUGCUCCAUUUACUUUGGUAGGACUGCAUUGCUCUCCAGAGAGGAUCUAGACCGACAGUAUUUAGGCUCCCUAAUCUGGCUUGUAAAUGAGGGCUUGGAAGCUGAUAUAUAAACACACACUGCGGGCUGCUACAUGAGGCACUGCUCACUGCUCUGUGCAGCAUAGUGCCCGUGACAUGCGAUGAGUCUAAGAACUAGAAUUUACAAAUAAAAGAAUGGGUUUUUUACAUUCUUUAAUGGUAGUGAAUAUGCAGUGGUUUUCUCUUAAAACAAAUACUGUAUGGUGUGGUCUGAGGGAUUUUUUUCCAAGGAAGGAAGGAAGUAGCAGCUGAUCAAACACUUGCCAAAUCAGUGGCUUGGCUUAUACUGAUUUAAGUGAAAACUUGACUCAGACUUUAACUGAGCAGCUCCUACUGUAAGCAGCAAUGCUCAUAUUCUUGUCAUUUGUUACUCAAGAAACAUUGUCAAGAAGUCAUGACUCGUUGGUUUUAGACGACAUAAUACGACAGGUCUGACAUUUUGUUCCUUUGCAUCUCAGUAUUUUUGAAUUCAAAAUAAUGAUCCUAGGAGCAGUUUGCUGUUUAGUCAUGCAUGGGUUUCUAGUUAAUGAAGCUCUGCAUGUAGCUUUAGAGUUUGAUGAAGAUUGCAGUCAGUGCUGGGUCUGAAUCCUGUCAUUCUGCAUAAUGCACUGGGAGUUGGUCUGGUGUGCAAGAGAGUUGUUUCUUUCUGGCGCCUCAGCAUUCUGUUGACAUUUACAUUCUUGGUCUUGUCCCCAGCCACCAUUAGGUGUCUGUGUGCCUUGGGGCAGCACUUUGAGCAGAUGGGAGGGACAAAUUCAAUAUUCUUGGCUUCAGUGUGACCUUAGCUACCAAGGCAGAAUUUCAGUCCUGUCUUUAUACCAGGCCAGUCCUGUCCUUGCCUUUUUUGUGGUUGUGUCUCAUGUACGUGACAAAACGUCGUAUCUGGUUCUCAUGGCAUACAAGCAGGUACUGUGAGUAAAGCUGAAGGUGAUCCAGGUGAGGGAUCCCUGGGAUGUGUCUGUUCUGUGCAGGUGUCCCACUGCACGCUCUGCUGACACUCUGCGGGCUCAGGGCUGCAGCUCAGCGUGGCCAGCACGUCGCAGAGGGCACAGCACAGCCCGUGGGGAUCCGCAGGCACGGUCUGCAGGCAGGGCCACGCUGCCGCAGCUUGCCACAGCGUGGAGCCAGCUGACGGUCCCGGUGCUCUCGGCACCUGCGCUUCAGCUUGCUGGCUUCAGUCUGGGGCUUUCCUUCGGCUGCAAGAGUAGUACCUGCUCAAACAUACUGUUAGACAGAUUCGUUUUUACUUAAACUUUAAACCUGGUGAAAACAUUAACAAACACGGGCUUCUGCAGUGUAAUUUGGACACCUUAGCCCUGGAAUGGAGGUGCUGUGACACCUGAGCUGUCAGCUUUGCUGUCACUGUUCUGGCACAGUGAUACCCUGGAAGCCCCUCGGAGCCCCCGGGAGGGGUGGCAGGUGACUGUUCUGGGGGACAUCUGUGCAGGGGCAAGGGGGCUGCAGACACCCCUCCUCCCAGCGGUGAACUCACACUCCCCAGCAUCAGCCCUGAUUUAUUUACUACCUUAUCCAUAGCUAAAUUAUUCUGACUUUGGAGAAAGGACAUCAGAAGGAGAACCAAGAAUUUAGUAUCCUGUGAAUACUUCAGUACACUACAGGGCAGUAAAUGUUGCACUGAUAUAUAUUUAAAUGCUGAGACAUUUUGAGAAUUACUGUAAAAUCAGUUGUGAGAGCCAUUUGUUUUUCUCUGUUGCACAGACUAGUCACUUUUUUGCAUGGUUACAUAUUUUAGUACUUGUGCCUUUUACUUCUCUGUUGUGAGGAUACAUUUUAUUUUCACAUUUUAUCAUCUGGUUUUGGACACUUUUUAUAUACACUUCUUUAAUCAUCUGGUUUCUUGUAAUGUACAUGUGUAUAUAUAAAAUAGAUCAGAUUUGUAUUCAUGUGCCUCUGAGAUGUAAAAAAUAUUCAUUUUGUACAGGUUUUUUUAGAAGCACUAGGUCAUGGUCUAAACUACGUAGCAAAUGAAAUUUAACAUAAUUAGCAGUUCUUUGUCUUCUUUUAGGAAUGUUGUGUCAGAUGGUUGGUCUCUUGUAAGGCAAUGUCACACACACUCUGCAGAUUUAUUGUUUUAGUAUUGUUUUGAGACCAAUUCUAUCCACUUGUUGGCUUAAGUUAAUUCAAAAUAAUAAAACACUUAAUUAAAUGUUACAGUUCUGACUUGGUGAUUAUAGUUUUUAUUUCCAUUAAAGCAAAUUUGCUUCCUUUUAUACUUGAAAUGGGCACCAGACCAAAACCUCAUUUGAACACAUUGCCCAUUUCAGGUUAAUUUCUGUUCUGGGAUUAUUUUUGUGGGAUCAGGCAGGUGAUUUACUUUGACCGUUGAAAUGGAAAAAGAAAUAGCAUUACCAAUUGAUAGACUCUCCAUCUUAGAGUGCCUAAAAUGCUUUAGUUACUCCUUGUCUUCCCUGCCUGGCUUCUGUGGCAGUGUUUCCUAAGGACAGACCUGGGUCUGCAUUCCUCUUGCGGAUGUGAGAGAUUGGGUGUCUUGCUCUUCACAUUUUGGCAGAUGCUGAACAAACUCUUUCCCUUGGGGUUUGUAGCACAGCACUCUCCCACAGCAUUUGGGAAGCUGUGCAGAUGCUUUGUGAGCCUGAACAUCUGUAAGUGGCAGCGAGAGCCCUGGUGCUAGAAGUGUCCUUCCCUCCUUCCAACCUCUUCUCAAGCUGGUGGUUUCAUUUCUGGAGUGUUGACCCUGCUCAUGUGAUGAGAUCCUACAAUUGUUCCCUCUCUCACACCUUGUUUAUCAAUACCCCACUCACCAGCCCCCAGAGAGUGAGAUAAUAAACUGUGGUAAGUCUCAAGGAAAAAAUCAUCAAUAUCCCCUAAAUCUUUCAAAAACCAAAGUUUUUAUCUAUAAAAGAAUAUGUUCCACUCUCACAGAGCAGAAAUUUUUUGACUGAAUUUGACACCCAUUUCACAGAAUAGGAAGCUGCCUUAGAAGCCAGGAGUGGUUUUAUUUUUUAUUUCAAAGGCUGCUUGGUAUGAAAAUGAGCAAAGUUCUCUUGCUCCAUUGUUACUGAAAAAAAAGCAGCCAGCAGAAGUGGCAUAUGACUAUUUUAAAUCUCAUUCUGUAAUUUAUAACAUCAGUGAAGUGAUGUCAGUACUGUUGCAAUGUGCCAUUACACUAUUUUCUCUGUAUUUUCUUGAAAUACUUUUUGGGGACAAUAAAGCUGUCCUUGCUGAUGUGAAUCCUUCAGGUAGCUGUAAUGUACAAUCAGAUAUGUAAAUAAAUUAUUUGCUUUCCCUGCA
Molecule: messenger RNA, 9541 nt
Organism: Pyrgilauda ruficollis (rufous-necked snowfinch)
Lineage: Eukaryota; Metazoa; Chordata; Aves; Passeriformes; Passeridae
Gene: RAB11FIP4
Product: RAB11 family interacting protein 4
Exons: 15
Coding region: 1-1893 (630 amino acids)
Biological process (GO): regulation of cytokinesis; endocytic recycling
Cellular component (GO): recycling endosome membrane; midbody; endocytic vesicle
Molecular function (GO): calcium ion binding
Source: RefSeq, a predicted model, not a curated record